AUGACCCGUCCUAACAUCUCAUACGCCGUACAACAUGUUUCCCAAGUCGUUAGUUCCUCCACUGAUGUUCACCAUGAAGUAGUGAAACGCAAUCUGUGUUAUCUCAAAGGCACCAUUGGUCAUGGCCUUCCUAUUUGUCGUUCUACGGACUCCUCCUUCCUUAUUGCCUAUUCCGAUGUCGACUGGCAGGUUGCCUGGAUACUCUCCGGUCCACCAUCGGUUUCUCAUUCAAGUGCCAAAGUUGAGUAUCGCGCCUCAGCCUAUGCUUGUGCGGACACUAUAUGGAUUCAAGGUCUCUUACAUGAACUUGGGCAUCCUAUUACACAUCAUGUUAUUCUUAAUUGUGAUAAUCUCUCUACCACAUAUCUUGCUGCCAAUCCUGAUUUUCAUGCCCGGACCAAACACAUAGCUAUUGAUUAUCACUUUGUUCGGGAACGUGUUGCCUUGGGGAGUCACCAGGUUUGUUUCAUGCCUUCUACUCACCAACUUGCCAAUGUCUUCACAAAAGGAUUGCCUACGGAUCGUUUUGCCCGCCUUAUUUCCAAACUUGUCUCCUCCCUAAUAGUUAAUCAUACUAAUGAUAGAAAAUGGUCAGUUGUCGGUUACAUUGUUAUUAGGCUAUAA
Messenger RNA from Prunus armeniaca (apricot), 624 nucleotides. Lineage: Eukaryota; Viridiplantae; Streptophyta; Magnoliopsida; Rosales; Rosaceae. The record is from the annotation of a GenBank genome assembly.